UUUCACUCUUUCGGAGGUGGUACGGGCUCCGGGUUUACUUCGCUUCUAAUGGAAAGGCUGUCAGUGGACUAUGGGAAAAAAUCCAAGCUGGAAUUGGCAGUCUAUCCGGCUCCUCAAAUAUCUACGUCCGUCGUGGAAGCCUAUAACUCUGUACUGACAACUCAUACGACCCUCGAUCAUUCCGACUGCGCUUUUAUGGUCGAUAAUGAGGCAAUCUACGACAUUUGUCGAAGAAACUUGAACGUUGACAGGCCGACGUAUACGAAUUUAAAUCGAAUUAUAGCCCAAGUAGUGAGCUCGAUAACGGCAUCGCUUCGGUUUGACGGUUCGCUCAAUGUCGACAUAAGCGAAUUUCAAACGAACUUGGUUCCCUAUCCCCGAAUACAUUUUCCACUGUUAACUUACGCACCGAUCGUCUCGGCCGAACGGGCUUUUCACGAGCAGCUCACCGUCUCGGAACUCACCUACAGCUGCUUCGAGCCCGCAAACCAAAUGGUCAAAUGCGACCCUCGCCACGGCAAGUACAUAGCAUGCUGCUGCUUGUAUCGGGGGGACGUCGUGCCGAAGGACAUAAACGCCGCAAUUUCCGUUAUCAAAACGAGACGAACGAUUCAGUUCGUCGAUUGGUGUCCUACCGGUUUCAAAGUCGGUAUAAAUUACCAGCCACCCACCGUCGUUGUAGGAGGCGAUUUGGCCAAGGUACAACGUGCCCUGUGCAUGAUGUCGAACACUACCGCAAUCGCCGAGGCGUGGGAACGUUUGGAUCAUAAAUUUGAUUUGAUGUACGCGAAACGGGCGUUUGUACACUGGUUCGUUGGGGAAGGGAUGGAGGAAGGUGAAUUUUCGGAAGCACGAGAAGAUACGGCCGCGUUGGAGAAAGACUAUGAGGAAGUAGGUCUUGAUACUAUCGACGAAGGCGAAGGGGAAGAUUUCUAAAUUUUACGUUGUACCUUUAGUAGUUUUAAGGAUAAAUUAAAUUUUGCAAAGUA
Messenger RNA from Photinus pyralis (common eastern firefly), 989 nucleotides. RefSeq names its product tubulin alpha-8 chain-like. Gene Ontology annotation, cellular component: cytoplasm; microtubule. The record is from RefSeq and is a predicted model, not a curated record. The coding region runs from base 49 to 936 and encodes 295 amino acids. Gene Ontology annotation, molecular function: structural constituent of cytoskeleton; GTP binding. Lineage: Eukaryota; Metazoa; Arthropoda; Insecta; Coleoptera; Lampyridae. Gene Ontology annotation, biological process: mitotic cell cycle; microtubule cytoskeleton organization. The transcript has a single exon.